AAAUAAAGUAGUAACAGUUAUAGUUUCCCUCUCCAACCACUUCACUCAGACAACCUAGUUCCAACUUCCCACUACUAUAAACAAUUCUCUUCUCUAUCAACAACUCUCUCUCUCUCUCUCUUUCUCUCUCCUAGAUCAAAAUCCAACACAGCCUACAUUUACAGUUAAAUCCCCAAACCCUAACCCCCAAAUUGUUUUAGCAAAUGAAAAAAAAUCACAGUCCUUCAUACCUAGAUCGAAAAUGGUUCAUGCCUUUGCUCACCAUUUUUGUACUCUCUCUCAUCCUCGUUCUUACGCUAAGCCUAGGCCACGCUAAGUUCUCUUCAGGAAUCGACGACCCACCGCCGAAAUUCGCAGCUCUGGACCGGAAUUUCGACCGGUUAGGGCUUCUACCGAAGCUGCCGAGUUUCGCGUACUCGAUAUGGGGUUCGAAAGGGGACGUUUCGAGCGUGAAGAGGUUGCUUGAGGCAGUGUAUCACCCUAGGAAUUACUACGUGUUGCAUCUUGAUCUGGAUGCUUCGGAUGCCGAAAGGUUGGAGCUUGCGAAGUAUGUGAAGUCGGAGAGUCUGGUUUUUAGGGAGUUUGGGAAUGUGAUGGUGGUUGGUAAUGCCAAUUUGGUUACCUACAAGGGUCCCACUAUGAUGGCUUCUACGCUUCACGCCAUUGCCAUUUUGUUGAAAAAGGCUAAGGAUUGGGACUGGUUUAUUAGUCUCAGUGCAUCGGAUUAUCCUCUCGUUUCGCAAGACGAUCUCUUGCAUAUUUUCUCAUACUUGCCUAGGGAUCUGAACUUCCUUGAGCACACAAGUAAUUUUGGAUGGAAAGAGAAUCAAAGAGCGAGACCUCUUAUAAUAGAUCCGGCCUUGUAUCAAUCAAAGAAAUCUGGUGUUUUUUGGGCUAAAGAGAAAAGGUCUAUGCCUGCUUCUUUCAAGUUAUUCACAGGGUCUGAAUGGGUGGUGCUGACAAAAUCGUUUGUUGAAUUUUGUGUUUGGGGAUGGGAUAAUCUCCCUCGUACUUUGCUCAUGUACUAUACAAAUUUCAUUUCAUCCCCUGAGGGCUACUUCCACACUGUUGUUUGUAACCACAAGGACUACCAGAACACAACUGUAAAUCAUGAUUUACAUUAUAUAAAGUGGGAUAACCCUCCAAAGCAACACCCAAUUUCUCUUACCCUGGAACAUUUCAAUGACAUGGUGCAAAGUGGUGCUCCUUUUGCACGUGGGUUUGCCAAAGAUGAUCCAGUCCUCAACAAAAUUGAUGAAGAGCUGUUACGGAAAUCAGAUGGCCAUGUUACUCCUGGUGGCUGGUGCGUUGGGAAUUCUGUUUUAGGUAAAGACCCUUGUGUUGUUUAUGGGAAUCCAAAUUCAGUUAAACCGACUGUAAAUUCUAAGAGGCUAGAGAAACUCAUGGUGAAGCUUCUUGAUUCAGACAAUUUCAGGUCUAAACAAUGUAAAUAGUCUUCCAGUGUCUCAAUCUUUUCAUCAAAUUUUUUUAUUCAUCCUGCUAUGGUGGUUUGUUACGCAGAGAACUACUUCAUUUGUGGUAAAUUGCAUCUUUGCAGUUUUACUUCUA
This is a messenger RNA of Quercus lobata, 1569 nucleotides long. RefSeq names its product Core-2/I-branching beta-1,6-N-acetylglucosaminyltransferase family protein. Bases 204 to 1454 code for a protein of 416 amino acids. Gene Ontology annotation, cellular component: membrane. The transcript has 4 exons. NCBI's taxonomy places the organism in Eukaryota, Viridiplantae, Streptophyta, Magnoliopsida, Fagales, Fagaceae. The record is from RefSeq and is a predicted model, not a curated record. Gene Ontology annotation, molecular function: glucuronosyltransferase activity.